This is a messenger RNA of Paramuricea clavata, 809 nucleotides long. NCBI's taxonomy places the organism in Eukaryota, Metazoa, Cnidaria, Anthozoa, Malacalcyonacea, Plexauridae. The record is from the annotation of a GenBank genome assembly.
UGGACAGAUGAAAUAAAAGAUGCAUACAGAUAUACAUUAUCUAAACCUGGUGCAUGGACGGCUAGUAUCAACUACUAUCGAUCUUCUCUCUUGUAUGGAGAUCAACAACCAUGGAAGAGAAAAGCAAAGAAAACUCUCCCCAUGCCAACACUUGUUGUUUGGGUACGUUGACAACUUUAUCUUGCACGUUCCAACAAGAACAUUGAACUUCCUUGGCUAGUGUAUGGUACCUGUACAGAAGAUUAAAAACAGUAAAACAAUUGGACUUGAGACGACAAAACAUGUUGCUCUUUCAUAGUGAAGCGAGAAAAGCGACCGUGGUUUUACUGUUAAAACACCUUUACUCUAACUCUCAUCCUUUAACUGUUCCUGAUUCUAAUAAUUAGCCAACCCUUUCAUUAGCCUUAACCCUAUAAUUUAUGCAAAGCUGUGUAUUAUUAGGGAGACAAAGAUAAAGCCCUUGAUGUAAGUUUAUUGAAUGGUCUGGAUCAGUACGUCGAAAAUUUGACCAUAAAGUACGGGUAUUUUUGUGUUGUUUUGUUUGGUUUUUCGUUUUAUUUUGUGUUGAGUUUGGAUGAAGCGUUUAUAUAUGGAAAAUUUUACCCCACUCGACUUUUAUCUCACCUAGCCGAGCUGGCGGCUUGUCACUCACACGAACACACAAUGAACUGGUAAUAACCUACUGUAACUACUGCUUAAACCGUGUCUUGACUUUUAGGAUAGUUGAAGGAGCAACUCAUUGGGUACAACAUGAUGAACCAGAUAUUGUAAACCGUCAUGUACGACAGUUUCUUCAAAAUUGUCAGUAA